This is a messenger RNA of Oncorhynchus kisutch (coho salmon), 9601 nucleotides long. Its product is annotated as protein CXorf40A-like. Lineage: Eukaryota; Metazoa; Chordata; Actinopteri; Salmoniformes; Salmonidae. The transcript is spliced from 2 exons. The record is from RefSeq and is a predicted model, not a curated record. The coding region runs from base 9006 to 9479 and encodes 157 amino acids.
AGUAGUGUAUUCUAGUUUUCAAUUCAUCUUGAGUAUUAUGGGUAAACAGCCUGUUUGCGUCUUCUACCUUGCCAGGUCUACAUUGGGUAAUGUAAGGGAGAAAACCUGCAGUUCAUCUUGAGUAUUAUGGGUAAACAGCCUGUUUGCGUCUUCUACCUUGCCAGGUCUACAUUGGGUAAUGUAAGGGAGAAAACCUGCAGUUCAUCUUGAGUAUUAUGGGUAAACAGCCUGUUUGCGUCUUCUACCUUGCCAGGUCUACAUUGGGUAAUGUAAGGGAGAAAACCUGCAGUUCAUCUUGAGUAUUAUGGGUAAACAGCCUGUUUGCGUCUUCUACCUUGCCAGGUCUACAUUGGGUAAUGUAAGGGAGAAAACCUGCAGUUCAUCUUGAGUAUUAUGGGUAAACAGCCUGUUUGCGUCUUCUACCUUGCCAGGUCUACAUUGGGUAAUGUAAGGGAGAAAACCUGCAGUUCAUCUUGAGUAUUAUGGGUAAACAGCCUGUUUGCGUCUUCUACCUUGCCAGGUCUACAUUGGGUAAUGUAAGGGAGAAAACCUGCAGUUCAUCUUGAGUAUUAUGGGUAAACAGCCUGUUUGCGUCUUCUACCUUGCCAGGUCUACAUUGGGUAAUGUAAGGGAGAAAACCUGCAGUUCAUCUUGAGUAUUAUGGGUAAACAGCCUGUUUGCGUCUUCUACCUUGCCAGGUCUACAUUGGGUAAUGUAAGGGAGAAAACCUGCAGUUCAUCUUGAGUAUUAUGGGUAAACAGCCUGUUUGCGUCUUCUACCUUGCCAGGUCUACAUUGGGUAAUGUAAGGGAGAAAACCUGCAGUUCAUCUUGAGUAUUAUGGGUAAACAGCCUGUUUGCGUCUUCUACCUUGCCAGGUCUACAUUGGGUAAUGUAAGGGAGAAAACCUGCAGUUCAUCUGGAGUAUUAUGGGUAAACAGCCUGUUUGCGUCUUCUACCUUGCCAGGUCUACAUUGGGUAAUGUAAGGGAGAAAACCUGCAGUUCAUCUUGAGUAUUAUGGGUAAACAGCCUGUUUGCGUCUUCUACCUUGCCAGGUCUACAUUGGGUAAUGUAAGGGAGAAAACCUGCAGUUCAUCUUGAGUAUUAUGGGUAAACAGCCUGUUUGCGUCUUCUACCUUGCCAGGUCUACAUUGGGUAAUGUAAGGGAGAAAACCUGCAGUUCAUCUUGAGUAUUAUGGGUAAACAGCCUGUUUGCGUCUUCUACCUUGCCAGGUCUACAUUGGGUAAUGUAAGGGAGAAAACCUGCAGUUCAUCUUGAGUAUUAUGGGUAAACAGCCUGUUUGCGUCUUCUACCUUGCCAGGUCUACAUUGGGUAAUGUAAGGGAGAAAACCUGCAGUUCAUCUUGAGUAUUAUGGGUAAACAGCCUGUUUGCGUCUUCUACCUUGCCAGGUCUACAUUGGGUAAUGUAAGGGAGAAAACCUGCAGUUCAUCUUGAGUAUUAUGGGUAAACAGCCUGUUUGCGUCUUCUACCUUGCCAGGUCUACAUUGGGUAAUGUAAGGGAGAAAACCUGCAGUUCAUCUUGAGUAUUAUGGGUAAACAGCCUGUUUGCGUCUUCUACCUUGCCAGGUCUACAUUGGGUAAUGUAAGGGAGAAAACCUGCAGUUCAUCUUGAGUAUUAUGGGUAAACAGCCUGUUUGCGUCUUCUACCUUGCCAGGUCUACAUUGGGUAAUGUAAGGGAGAAAACCUGCAGUUCAUCUUGAGUAUUAUGGGUAAACAGCCUGUUUGCGUCUUCUACCUUGCCAGGUCUACAUUGGGUAAUGUAAGGGAGAAAACCUGCAGUUCAUCUUGAGUAUUAUGGGUAAACAGCCUGUUUGCGUCUUCUACCUUGCCAGGUCUACAUUGGGUAAUGUAAGGGAGAAAACCUGCAGUUCAUCUUGAGUAUUAUGGGUAAACAGCCUGUUUGCGUCUUCUACCUUGCCAGGUCUACAUUGGGUAAUGUAAGGGAGAAAACCUGCAGUUCAUCUUGAGUAUUAUGGGUAAACAGCCUGUUUGCGUCUUCUACCUUGCCAGGUCUACAUUGGGUAAUGUAAGGGAGAAAACCUGCAGUUCAUCUUGAGUAUUAUGGGUAAACAGCCUGUUUGCGUCUUCUACCUUGCCAGGUCUACAUUGGGUAAUGUAAGGGAGAAAACCUGCAGUUCAUCUUGAGUAUUAUGGGUAAACAGCCUGUUUGCGUCUUCUACCUUGCCAGGUCUACAUUGGGUAAUGUAAGGGAGAAAACCUGCAGUUCAUCUUGAGUAUUAUGGGUAAACAGCCUGUUUGCGUCUUCUACCUUGCCAGGUCUACAUUGGGUAAUGUAAGGGAGAAAACCUGCAGUUCAUCUUGAGUAUUAUGGGUAAACAGCCUGUUUGCGUCUUCUACCUUGCCAGGUCUACAUUGGGUAAUGUAAGGGAGAAAACCUGCAGUUCAUCUUGAGUAUUAUGGGUAAACAGCCUGUUUGCGUCUUCUACCUUGCCAGGUCUACAUUGGGUAAUGUAAGGGAGAAAACCUGCAGUUCAUCUUGAGUAUUAUGGGUAAACAGCCUGUUUGCGUCUUCUACCUUGCCAGGUCUACAUUGGGUAAUGUAAGGGAGAAAACCUGCAGUUCAUCUUGAGUAUUAUGGGUAAACAGCCUGUUUGCGUCUUCUACCUUGCCAGGUCUACAUUGGGUAAUGUAAGGGAGAAAACCUGCAGUUCAUCUGGAGUAUUAUGGGUAAACAGCCUGUUUGCGUCUUCUACCUUGCCAGGUCUACAUUGGGUAAUGUAAGGGAGAAAACCUGCAGUUCAUCUGGAGUAUUAUGGGUAAACAGCCUGUUUGCGUCUUCUACCUUGCCAGGUCUACAUUGGGUAAUGUAAGGGAGAAAACCUGCAGUUCAUCUUGAGUAUUAUGGGUAAACAGCCUGUUUGCGUCUUCUACCUUGCCAGGUCUACAUUGGGUAAUGUAAGGGAGAAAACCUGCAGUUCAUCUUGAGUAUUAUGGGUAAACAGCCUGUUUGCGUCUUCUACCUUGCCAGGUCUACAUUGGGUAAUGUAAGGGAGAAAACCUGCAGUUCAUCUUGAGUAUUAUGGGUAAACAGCCUGUUUGCGUCUUCUACCUUGCCAGGUCUACAUUGGGUAAUGUAAGGGAGAAAACCUGCAGUUCAUCUUGAGUAUUAUGGGUAAACAGCCUGUUUGCGUCUUCUACCUUGCCAGGUCUACAUUGGGUAAUGUAAGGGAGAAAACCUGCAGUUCAUCUUGAGUAUUAUGGGUAAACAGCCUGUUUGCGUCUUCUACCUUGCCAGGUCUACAUUGGGUAAUGUAAGGGAGAAAACCUGCAGUUCAUCUUGAGUAUUAUGGGUAAACAGCCUGUUUGCGUCUUCUACCUUGCCAGGUCUACAUUGGGUAAUGUAAGGGAGAAAACCUGCAGUUCAUCUUGAGUAUUAUGGGUAAACAGCCUGUUUGCGUCUUCUACCUUGCCAGGUCUACAUUGGGUAAUGUAAGGGAGAAAACCUGCAGUUCAUCUUGAGUAUUAUGGGUAAACAGCCUGUUUGCGUCUUCUACCUUGCCAGGUCUACAUUGGGUAAUGUAAGGGAGAAAACCUGCAGUUCAUCUUGAGUAUUAUGGGUAAACAGCCUGUUUGCGUCUUCUACCUUGCCAGGUCUACAUUGGGUAAUGUAAGGGAGAAAACCUGCAGUUCAUCUUGAGUAUUAUGGGUAAACAGCCUGUUUGCGUCUUCUACCUUGCCAGGUCUACAUUGGGUAAUGUAAGGGAGAAAACCUGCAGUUCAUCUUGAGUAUUAUGGGUAAACAGCCUGUUUGCGUCUUCUACCUUGCCAGGUCUACAUUGGGUAAUGUAAGGGAGAAAACCUGCAGUUCAUCUUGAGUAUUAUGGGUAAACAGCCUGUUUGCGUCUUCUACCUUGCCAGGUCUACAUUGGGUAAUGUAAGGGAGAAAACCUGCAGUUCAUCUUGAGUAUUAUGGGUAAACAGCCUGUUUGCGUCUUCUACCUUGCCAGGUCUACAUUGGGUAAUGUAAGGGAGAAAACCUGCAGUUCAUCUUGAGUAUUAUGGGUAAACAGCCUGUUUGCGUCUUCUACCUUGCCAGGUCUACAUUGGGUAAUGUAAGGGAGAAAACCUGCAGUUCAUCUGGAGUAUUAUGGGUAAACAGCCUGUUUGCGUCUUCUACCUUGCCAGGUCUACAUUGGGUAAUGUAAGGGAGAAAACCUGCAGUUCAUCUUGAGUAUUAUGGGUAAACAGCCUGUUUGCGUCUUCUACCUUGCCAGGUCUACAUUGGGUAAUGUAAGGGAGAAAACCUGCAGUUCAUCUGGAGUAUUAUGGGUAAACAGCCUGUUUGCGUCUUCUACCUUGCCAGGUCUACAUUGGGUAAUGUAAGGGAGAAAACCUGCAGUUCAUCUUGAGUAUUAUGGGUAAACAGCCUGUUUGCGUCUUCUACCUUGCCAGGUCUACAUUGGGUAAUGUAAGGGAGAAAACCUGCAGUUCAUCUUGAGUAUUAUGGGUAAACAGCCUGUUUGCGUCUUCUACCUUGCCAGGUCUACAUUGGGUAAUGUAAGGGAGAAAACCUGCAGUUCAUCUUGAGUAUUAUGGGUAAACAGCCUGUUUGCGUCUUCUACCUUGCCAGGUCUACAUUGGGUAAUGUAAGGGAGAAAACCUGCAGUUCAUCUUGAGUAUUAUGGGUAAACAGCCUGUUUGCGUCUUCUACCUUGCCAGGUCUACAUUGGGUAAUGUAAGGGAGAAAACCUGCAGUUCAUCUUGAGUAUUAUGGGUAAACAGCCUGUUUGCGUCUUCUACCUUGCCAGGUCUACAUUGGGUAAUGUAAGGGAGAAAACCUGCAGUUCAUCUUGAGUAUUAUGGGUAAACAGCCUGUUUGCGUCUUCUACCUUGCCAGGUCUACAUUGGGUAAUGUAAGGGAGAAAACCUGCAGUUCAUCUUGAGUAUUAUGGGUAAACAGCCUGUUUGCGUCUUCUACCUUGCCAGGUCUACAUUGGGUAAUGUAAGGGAGAAAACCUGCAGUUCAUCUUGAGUAUUAUGGGUAAACAGCCUGUUUGCGUCUUCUACCUUGCCAGGUCUACAUUGGGUAAUGUAAGGGAGAAAACCUGCAGUUCAUCUGGAGUAUUAUGGGUAAACAGCCUGUUUGCGUCUUCUACCUUGCCAGGUCUACAUUGGGUAAUGUAAGGGAGAAAACCUGCAGUUCAUCUUGAGUAUUAUGGGUAAACAGCCUGUUUGCGUCUUCUACCUUGCCAGGUCUACAUUGGGUAAUGUAAGGGAGAAAACCUGCAGUUCAUCUUGAGUAUUAUGGGUAAACAGCCUGUUUGCGUCUUCUACCUUGCCAGGUCUACAUUGGGUAAUGUAAGGGAGAAAACCUGCAGUUCAUCUUGAGUAUUAUGGGUAAACAGCCUGUUUGCGUCUUCUACCUUGCCAGGUCUACAUUGGGUAAUGUAAGGGAGAAAACCUGCAGUUCAUCUGGAGUAUUAUGGGUAAACAGCCUGUUUGCGUCUUCUACCUUGCCAGGUCUACAUUGGGUAAUGUAAGGGAGAAAACCUGCAGUUCAUCUUGAGUAUUAUGGGUAAACAGCCUGUUUGCGUCUUCUACCUUGCCAGGUCUACAUUGGGUAAUGUAAGGGAGAAAACCUGCAGUUCAUCUUGAGUAUUAUGGGUAAACAGCCUGUUUGCGUCUUCUACCUUGCCAGGUCUACAUUGGGUAAUGUAAGGGAGAAAACCUGCAGUUCAUCUGGAGUAUUAUGGGUAAACAGCCUGUUUGCGUCUUCUACCUUGCCAGGUCUACAUUGGGUAAUGUAAGGGAGAAAACCUGCAGUUCAUCUUGAGUAUUAUGGGUAAACAGCCUGUUUGCGUCUUCUACCUUGCCAGGUCUACAUUGGGUAAUGUAAGGGAGAAAACCUGCAGUUCAUCUGGAGUAUUAUGGGUAAACAGCCUGUUUGCGUCUUCUACCUUGCCAGGUCUACAUUGGGUAAUGUAAGGGAGAAAACCUGCAGUUCAUCUUGAGUAUUAUGGGUAAACAGCCUGUUUGCGUCUUCUACCUUGCCAGGUCUACAUUGGGUAAUGUAAGGGAGAAAACCUGCAGUUCAUCUUGAGUAUUAUGGGUAAACAGCCUGUUUGCGUCUUCUACCUUGCCAGGUCUACAUUGGGUAAUGUAAGGGAGAAAACCUGCAGUUCAUCUUGAGUAUUAUGGGUAAACAGCCUGUUUGCGUCUUCUACCUUGCCAGGUCUACAUUGGGUAAUGUAAGGGAGAAAACCUGCAGUUCAUCUUGAGUAUUAUGGGUAAACAGCCUGUUUGCGUCUUCUACCUUGCCAGGUCUACAUUGGGUAAUGUAAGGGAGAAAACCUGCAGUUCAUCUUGAGUAUUAUGGGUAAACAGCCUGUUUGCGUCUUCUACCUUGCCAGGUCUACAUUGGGUAAUGUAAGGGAGAAAACCUGCAGUUCAUCUUGAGUAUUAUGGGUAAACAGCCUGUUUGCGUCUUCUACCUUGCCAGGUCUACAUUGGGUAAUGUAAGGGAGAAAACCUGCAGUUCAUCUUGAGUAUUAUGGGUAAACAGCCUGUUUGCGUCUUCUACCUUGCCAGGUCUACAUUGGGUAAUGUAAGGGAGAAAACCUGCAGUUCAUCUUGAGUAUUAUGGGUAAACAGCCUGUUUGCGUCUUCUACCUUGCCAGGUCUACAUUGGGUAAUGUAAGGGAGAAAACCUGCAGUUCAUCUUGAGUAUUAUGGGUAAACAGCCUGUUUGCGUCUUCUACCUUGCCAGGUCUACAUUGGGUAAUGUAAGGGAGAAAACCUGCAGUUCAUCUUGAGUAUUAUGGGUAAACAGCCUGUUUGCGUCUUCUACCUUGCCAGGUCUACAUUGGGUAAUGUAAGGGAGAAAACCUGCAGUUCAUCUUGAGUAUUAUGGGUAAACAGCCUGUUUGCGUCUUCUACCUUGCCAGGUCUACAUUGGGUAAUGUAAGGGAGAAAACCUGCAGUUCAUCUUGAGUAUUAUGGGUAAACAGCCUGUUUGCGUCUUCUACCUUGCCAGGUCUACAUUGGGUAAUGUAAGGGAGAAAACCUGCAGUUCAUCUUGAGUAUUAUGGGUAAACAGCCUGUUUGCGUCUUCUACCUUGCCAGGUCUACAUUGGGUAAUGUAAGGGAGAAAACCUGCAGUUCAUCUUGAGUAUUAUGGGUAAACAGCCUGUUUGCGUCUUCUACCUUGCCAGGUCUACAUUGGGUAAUGUAAGGGAGAAAACCUGCAGUUCAUCUUGAGUAUUAUGGGUAAACAGCCUGUUUGCGUCUUCUACCUUGCCAGGUCUACAUUGGGUAAUGUAAGGGAGAAAACCUGCAGUUCAUCUUGAGUAUUAUGGGUAAACAGCCUGUUUGCGUCUUCUACCUUGCCAGGUCUACAUUGGGUAAUGUAAGGGAGAAAACCUGCAGUUCAUCUUGAGUAUUAUGGGUAAACAGCCUGUUUGCGUCUUCUACCUUGCCAGGUCUACAUUGGGUAAUGUAAGGGAGAAAACCUGCAGUUCAUCUUGAGUAUUAUGGGUAAACAGCCUGUUUGCGUCUUCUACCUUGCCAGGUCUACAUUGGGUAAUGUAAGGGAGAAAACCUGCAGUUCAUCUUGAGUAUUAUGGGUAAACAGCCUGUUUGCGUCUUCUACCUUGCCAGGUCUACAUUGGGUAAUGUAAGGGAGAAAACCUGCAGUUCAUCUUGAGUAUUAUGGGUAAACAGCCUGUUUGCGUCUUCUACCUUGCCAGGUCUACAUUGGGUAAUGUAAGGGAGAAAACCUGCAGUUCAUCUUGAGUAUUAUGGGUAAACAGCCUGUUUGCGUCUUCUACCUUGCCAGGUCUACAUUGGGUAAUGUAAGGGAGAAAACCUGCAGUUCAUCUUGAGUAUUAUGGGUAAACAGCCUGUUUGCGUCUUCUACCUUGCCAGGUCUACAUUGGGUAAUGUAAGGGAGAAAACCUGCAGUUCAUCUUGAGUAUUAUGGGUAAACAGCCUGUUUGCGUCUUCUACCUUGCCAGGUCUACAUUGGGUAAUGUAAGGGAGAAAACCUGCAGUUCAUCUUGAGUAUUAUGGGUAAACAGCCUGUUUGCGUCUUCUACCUUGCCAGGUCUACAUUGGGUAAUGUAAGGGAGAAAACCUGCAGUUCUUUAUUAUUACUGCAGUUCUUCAUACAAAAUGGUCUCCCCAUUGAACUUCUAAUCGAUCCCCUUAUGUUUAGUUUGUUUUGUCUAUGUUGUGUGACCACUCUCAGCUGGCCUGAGAGAUGAGCAUUACUCAUUUGAAAACAUGUUUUUGACCGAGAACGGACCAAUGUUAUACUUUUCCCCUCUAUUGUACCUUGUUUCUAACCUUUCACCAUACACAUUCUGUUGCACUAUAGCUGUUUUUCUUUCUGCUAGCAAGCACUUCAGUACGUGUUAAAUGCUGAUUAACAUUUAAAUCACUGUUAGUUAUCUGGUCGUCAUUUUGUUGACUUGUCAAAUGCAUGAACAUUGAUUUCAAAUUGAAAUAAUACUUUUCCGUUUCCACAUUGUGUUUACUUGAUUUGCUGCAAUUUACAAUGAAUACAAAUAAUGGAAUGAAUGGUUUCCAUGGACUUGUCAGUCGCUAGAUGGCACUAUGCGCCUAUUUUAAACAUUUUGGAACUCCAUUACCUUCUUAUCAAGACGUGCUUGUUAACAGGACAAACAGGAAGUGCGUAAGGUUUGGGAGAGUAGUUGAAAAGUAUUGUGGCUAAUGUAAAAAAUUACGUUUACGGUGCGUCGAGGAAUUGCCGAGUAAAUUGCAUUUGUUGUAACGAGGUGGUCUAUAUAAAUACAAGUCAACCAUUGCUCCUUUUAUAAUUACAGUCGGAUACAUGUAGCCAGCCAGAUUUUACGCGUCACAGAGACUACAAAGGCGUUGAUUGAUUGCGUGAUGAUGUGUGCAAUAGCUCUUUCUUCUUACUAGAUCAUUAUUUUAGGAUUGGUUUAGAGUGAUAGAGUAGCAUAGCACCUGGUUGCAACGUAUUCACGACGUGGAGUGACGAUGACAUUACAAGUGGGUUGCCUAUCAUUCAAGCAGCCGUAUGCAGGAUUAGUACUGGACGGUGUAAAAAGUAUUGAGACACGUUGGCGCCCUCUGCUAUCCACAAUGGAAAACUGCACUCUAGCUAUUCAUAUUGCGCAGAAGGACUGGGAGGCCGACCAGUGGAGAGACAUCCUCACCCAUACACUGGGAAUGAGCCACAUGCAAAUAGAGAAACUUCUAGCAUCCGGAGACAGAUUUGGCCGUGGAGUCGUAGCAGGCUUGGUGGAAGUGGGGGAGACCUGGUGCUGCUCUGAUAAUGUGCCAGAGAAGGAUCUGAGGGAGCUGGAGAAGGCAGCAGUGCACACUGGGCUGACAGAGAAACACCUCACACAGCUGUCAAACCCACGCUGGCUCAAGGAACCCCUUUAUGCCAGAGGUCACAAAGACAUAUGGACAGUAGAUAUCCCAGUGCAAUUACUGCCAUCUGCGUAGUUGUAAUAAAAUAAUGUAUACUCAUUUUGUACUGACAGGAUCAUCUAUCAAGUUAGGGAGGCAAUAUAUUUGUAGACUACUCGCAUUCGCUUUAAGGUGCAAUAAAUGACCAAUGGACCAAA